Messenger RNA from Caenorhabditis bovis, 711 nucleotides. NCBI's taxonomy places the organism in Eukaryota, Metazoa, Nematoda, Chromadorea, Rhabditida, Rhabditidae. The record is from the annotation of a GenBank genome assembly.
AUGGCAUUCUCGAAACCAAAAUUUACCAAGUUUAUUUUAGCCCCAUAUUCGAAAUAUUGGGAAAGUCGGACAACCAUUGGUCGACGAUUUACUGUACGACAUCUCAAAGGCGGAGGACCCGAUCGAAUCAAGACCCGCGAGGGAGGACUCGGUCGAAUAAAGACUCGCAAGAGUGGACCAGAUCGAAUCAAGACCCUCAAGGGAGGACCCGGUCGAAUAAAGACUCGCAAGAGAGGACCAGAUCGAAUCAAGACCCACAAGGGAGGACCCGGUCGAAUAAAGACUCGCAAGAGAGGACCAGAUCGAAUCAAGACCCGCGAGGGAGGACUCGGUCGAAUCAAGACACUCAAGGGAGGACUCGGUCGAAUCAAGACCCUCAAGGGAGGACCCGGUCGAAUCAAGACUCGCAAGAGAGGACCAGAUCGAAUCAAGACCCUCAAGGGAGGACCCGGUCGAAUAAAGACUCGCAAGAGAGGACCAGAUCGAAUCAAGACCCGCGAGGGAGGACUUGGUCGAAUCAAGACACUCAAGGGAGGACUCGGUCGAAUCAAGACCCUCAAGGGAGGACCCGGUCGAAUCAAGACUCGCAAGGGAGAACCCGGUCGAAUCAAGACCCGCAAGGGAGGACCCGAUCAAAUCAAAACCCGCGAGGCAAAAAUGGAAUCAAGUUUUUGCUCCAUUUCAUCACCAAUUGGUGUUUGGGGUCUCUAA